GUAUUUAGGGUUUCUUGAUCUUGAAUUCUUGUGAAAAAGGAAGGGUUUUUAUUUCUUUUUUUGGUGAAUUAUGGUGGGUUUUAAGGGUCUGUUUACUAAGAAAACAUUGUUUGGUCUUUUUUUGGGACAAAUUCUCUCUCUUUUUAUCACAUCAACUGGAUUUUCAUCAUCUGAGCUUGCUAGAAGAGGGAUCAAUGCACCAACAUCACAAUCAUUAGCAAACUAUGUGUUGUUAGCGAUUGUUUACGGCGGAGUGUUGAUUAGCCGAAGAAAUGGGAUGAAGGCAAAAUGGUACUAUUAUUUACUUCUUGGGCUAGUAGACGUUGAGGCGAAUUAUCUUGUGGUGAAGGCAUACCAGUACACAUCGUUAACGAGUGUUAUGCUUCUGGAUUGCUGGUCAAUCCCAUGUGUCAUAAUCCUUACAUGGUUCUUCUUGAAGACAAAAUACCGGUUCAAGAAAAUUGUCGGUGUUGUAAUUUGUAUUGCUGGUAUUGUGCUCGUUAUUUUUUCAGAUGUACAUGCAUCAGAUCGUUCACAGAGCGGUAGCAACCCUGUUAAAGGGGAUUUGUUGGUCAUUGCUGGGGCUACACUUUAUGCUGUCUGCAACGUUAGUGAGGAGUUUUUCACAAAAACUGCUGAUCAAGUCGAACUCUUGGCAAUGUUGGGGCUCUUUGGUGCCAUUGCUAGUGGUAUUCAAAUAAGCGUGCUUGAGCGAGAGGAACUCAAAUCCAUCCGUUGGUCAUCAGGAGCGGUGCUUCCAUAUGCUGGAUUUGCAGCAGCAAUGUUUCUAUUUUACUCCGGUGUGCCGGUCCUGUUAAAGAUAAGUGGGUCCACAAUGCUAAAUCUAUCUUUGCUGACAUCUGACAUGUGGUCGGUUUUGAUCCGCAUAUUUGUAUACCGCGAAAAGGUUGAUUGGAUCUACUUUGUAGCUUUCGCUGCUGUUGCUGUUGGGCUAGUUGUUUAUUCAGUGUUCGACAAAGAAGUGGACGAAUCCGGAGGUGAUGAGCUGGGAAAAAGUAUGCAUUUUGAUGAGGAAGCUGACGUGGCGGGUCGGUUAAGUUAGCGAUAAUAGCAUUUAAGAAAAGAAAUACUCGGGUAGUUGAGGGAUCUCGAAAUAUGCUUGGAGCCAAUGUUUUUUCGUUAAUGAUUUUGGAAAGAAAAUUGGGUUACAAUGGUCAUGUUCGGGUUACACAA
This is a messenger RNA of Helianthus annuus (common sunflower), 1194 nucleotides long. Its product is annotated as solute carrier family 35 member F1. Gene Ontology annotation, cellular component: membrane. Gene Ontology annotation, biological process: transmembrane transport. The transcript is spliced from 11 exons. Gene Ontology annotation, molecular function: transmembrane transporter activity. Bases 71 to 1063 code for a protein of 330 amino acids. The record is from RefSeq and is a predicted model, not a curated record. Lineage: Eukaryota; Viridiplantae; Streptophyta; Magnoliopsida; Asterales; Asteraceae.